Messenger RNA from Populus trichocarpa (black cottonwood), 1123 nucleotides. RefSeq names its product chloroplast envelope quinone oxidoreductase homolog. NCBI's taxonomy places the organism in Eukaryota, Viridiplantae, Streptophyta, Magnoliopsida, Malpighiales, Salicaceae. The transcript is spliced from 4 exons. The coding region runs from base 169 to 936 and encodes 255 amino acids. The record is from RefSeq and is a predicted model, not a curated record. Gene Ontology annotation, molecular function: oxidoreductase activity.
UUGUGACACAGUAGGUCUCUGUCGUGUCUCUCUAUUAAGUUUAACCGCGAAGCCACACCUGCUCUCCUGCCAGUUCCUUUUACAUUACACUACUUUACCUCUCUUCUGUCCGUGCCCAGCUUUUUUUCUUCUGUUUCUCUGAUAACAACGGCGUGGCUUCUAUUGGACAUGGCAGUGAAGUUGAUGCAUGCCGUUCAGUAUAGCAGCUAUGGUGGAGGCGCCGCUGGUUUAAAGCAUGUUGAGGUUCCAGUCCCUAGUGCCAAGAGAGACGAGGUUUUGCUCAAGUUAGAAGCAACUAGUCUAAACGCAGCUGAUUGGAAGAUACAGAAAGGCAUCUUGCGCCCCCUUUUCCCUCGGAGAUUCCCUUACAUCCCCGGCACUGAUGUGGCAGGAGAGGUUGUGGAGGUUGGACCAGGAGUAACAAAUUUCAAAACUGGUGACAAAGUUGUAGCUGUUCUUACCCAUUGCCUUAGUGGAGGUGGACUAGCUGAAUUUGUAGUGGCUAAGAAGAGCUUGUCAGUUGCAAGGCCACCUGAAGUUUCAGCAGCUGAAGGUGCAGGCUUGCCUGUUGCUGGGCUCACAGCUCACCAGGCUCUCACUCAAUCUGCAGGGGUCAAGCUUGAUGGAAGUGGUAACCAGAAAAAUAUUCUGAUCACUGCUGCCUCAGGUGGUGUAGGUCACUAUGCAGUUCAGCUUGCAAAGCUUGGAAACACUCAUGUGACUGCCACUUGUGGGGCUCGUAACAUCGAAUUUGUGAAGAGCUUAGGUGCUGAUGAGGUUCUGGAUUACAAAACCCCAGAAGGAGCAGCUCUGAAGAGCCCAUCUGGUAAGAAAUAUGAUGCUGUGAUCCACUGCGCUGCUGGCGUUCCUUGGAGCACUUUUGAGCCAAAUCUGAGUGCAAAUGGGAAGGUUAUAGAUAUCAUUGUGGAGCAGUGAAUGAAAUUAAUGUGCUUGAAUUGCUAAAAUUUCUGUAACUGUGUUCUUGCCUAUACCAUGUGGAUCCGAUGCCAUACACAGCUGAAGAGGCAUUAUAUGAUGUGUGAUCUUGUAAAUAAUAGGGUUUGGGUUGAGUUUGAUAGCUAUUGAUUAUGUUUGUUCUUCAAUAUCAGAUGCUUCUUUUUUC